This is a messenger RNA of Purpureocillium lilacinum, 933 nucleotides long. Its product is annotated as prohibitin-2, subunit of the prohibitin complex (Phb1p-Phb2p). Lineage: Eukaryota; Fungi; Ascomycota; Sordariomycetes; Hypocreales; Ophiocordycipitaceae. The record is from RefSeq and is a predicted model, not a curated record. Gene Ontology annotation, biological process: mitochondrion organization. Gene Ontology annotation, cellular component: membrane; mitochondrion.
AUGUCGGGCCAGAACAACUGGCAGGAGGAGGCGAUGCGGCGCCUGCGCCAGAUGCAGUCGCGAGGCGGCUACCCCGGCGGCCGGGGCGGCGGCCCCCAGAUGCCGAGGGGAACGGGCGGCGCCAUCAUCGGCGGCGCGCUCCUCGCCGGCGGCGCGCUGCUGCUGUCCAACUCGCUCUUCAACGUCGACGGUGGCCACCGGGCCAUCAAGUACCGGAGGAUAAGCGGCGUGAGCAAGGAGAUUUACAGCGAAGGAACGCACAUCAACAUCCCCUGGUUCGAGACGCCGAUUGUGUACGACGUUCGAGCGAAGCCGCGCAACGUGGCGUCCCUGACGGGCACCAAGGACCUGCAGAUGGUCAACAUCACCUGCCGUGUGCUCUCGCGGCCGCAGGUCGACGCCCUGCCGCAGAUCUACCGGACGCUGGGCGCCGACUACGACGAGCGCGUGCUGCCGUCCAUUGUCAACGAGGUGCUCAAGAGCGUAGUGGCGCAGUUCAACGCCAGCCAGCUCAUCACGCAGCGUGAGAACGUGGCGAGGCUGGUGCGCGAGAACCUGUCCCGCCGAGCGGCGCGGUUCAACAUUCUGCUGGACGAUGUGUCUCUGACGCAUCUUGCCUUCUCUCCAGAGUUCACGGCCGCGGUCGAGGCCAAGCAGGUGGCGCAGCAGGAUGCCCAGCGAGCCGCCUUCGUCGUAGACAAGGCACGACAGGAGAAGCAGGCUAUGGUGGUCAAGGCGCAGGGUGAGGCGCGGUCGGCCGAGCUGGUCGGCGAGGCCAUCAAGAAGAACAAGGCCUACCUGGAGCUCAAGAAGAUUGAGAACGCGCGCCUGAUUGCGCAGCAGAUGCAGGAGGCGGGCGCCAAGAACAGGCUGAUGCUGGACGCCGAGGGCCUGGGUCUCAACGUGUUUGAGACGACGUCGGAGAAGAAGUAG